Messenger RNA from Ipomoea triloba (trilobed morning glory), 1000 nucleotides. RefSeq names its product light-harvesting complex-like protein 3 isotype 1, chloroplastic. The transcript has 3 exons. The coding region runs from base 82 to 798 and encodes 238 amino acids. The record is from RefSeq and is a predicted model, not a curated record. NCBI's taxonomy places the organism in Eukaryota, Viridiplantae, Streptophyta, Magnoliopsida, Solanales, Convolvulaceae.
AAUAAGAUCACAAACUUCUCACUACUUUUUCCACUUCUGUUUUUCUCUCUUUCUUCUCUACUCUCCUAACUUCCAAGCACCAUGGCGAUGUUGUCAUCUGCCUCUCCAACUCACUUCCCAUCUUUCUCUCCUUCCAAAUCGAAUCUUUCUUCCAAGCCUUUUCACUACCUUACUCCACGGAAGCUUCACUUCUUGGUCCACACCAGGGCUGCCGGCCAAGAAAAGGGGAGUGGACCUCCUGUUGCGGUUGACGACUCUAAUGACAAGCCUUUCGGUUCCAAUGGGUCGCCUGCAGGAGCUCCGGCGCCGGAGUUUGUGAGAAAGUUCCGAGAUCCUCGAUGGGUUGGAGGGAGUUGGGAGUUGAGUAAGUUUCAGACGGAUGGGAAGACAAAUUGGGAUGGUGUGAUUGAUGCUGAGGUUAAGAGGAGGAAAUGGUUAGAAGAUAACCCAGAGACAACGAGCAACCAAGAUCCUGUGGUUUUUGACACUUCCAUUAUUCCUUGGUGGGCAUGGAUGAAGAGGUUCCACCUUCCUGAAGCUGAAAUCCUUAAUGGGCGAGCUGCAAUGCUAGGAUUCUUUUCGGCUUACCUGGUUGACAGCUUGACCGGAUUAGGGCUAGUCGAUCAAAUGGGCAAUUUCUUCUGCAAAACCCUGUUGUUUGUAGCAGUGGGUGGAAUUCUUUUGGUCCGAAAGAAUGAGGACAUACAAGCACUGAAGAAGUUUGUAGAGGAGACAACAUUCUACGACAAGCAGUGGCAGGCAAGUUGGAAAGAAGAGACUUCCACCGACUCUAAUUGAUUAAUUAUUAUUUAAGCUUUAAUCUGUUGUAAGCUUAGCUUUCAGAAAUUUUAUAUGUUUAAUUAGUCACUGCGACUGAAACUAAGUUUUUAUGUUCUUGGCAUUGUCAUAGUUCUUAAGAUCGAUGCAUUACAUCCUAUGUUCAUCAUCAUCUUCCAUUGUAUGAUGUACGUACUAUCAAAAUUCACAUUUCAAUUUGUCA